This is a messenger RNA of Theobroma umbraticum, 1752 nucleotides long. Its product is annotated as Transmembrane amino acid transporter family protein. The record is from RefSeq and is a predicted model, not a curated record. Lineage: Eukaryota; Viridiplantae; Streptophyta; Magnoliopsida; Malvales; Malvaceae.
UCAAAAGCAGGAAAGGGUUAACCAAAGUAAAUGGUAUGUCAUUUUCUAACCUUUAUUCCAUCAAGCAACGCAAUCAUCAACCACUAGUCCACUACUUAAACACAUGAUGAUGAUCACUAAACCUUCACAUUCAUUGAGGAGGUUAUCUCUAUCUUACUUUGAAAAAAUGGUUUCAACUUCUCCACCGAAGGAAGUUCAAUCCAACGGCAAAUGGGCAGAAGGAGAUCCCGCUCGCCGAGCCAAAUGGUGGUACUCAACUUUUCACACUGUCACGGCCAUGAUAGGUGCAGGCGUCCUCAGCCUGCCCUAUGCCAUGGCUUACCUGGGAUGGGGUCCAGGAACAAUGGUUUUGGUGUUAUCUUGGUGCAUGACCUUGAAUACAAUGUGGCAGAUGAUACAACUCCAUGAGUGUGUCCCUGGAACUCGAUUUGACCGAUACAUUGACCUUGGUCGAUAUGCUUUUGGACCAAAACUUGGAGGAUGGAUUGUGCUGCCUCAGCAGCUGGUUGUUCAAGUUGGAUGUGACAUUGUGUACAUGGUUACCGGAGGGAAGUGCCUCAAAAAGUUCAUGGAGAUAGCCUGUUCCAGCUGCACACAGCUCAGGCAGUCUUACUGGAUCUUGAUUUUUGGUGGCAUCCAUUUCUUCCUGUCUCAGCUUCCCAAUUUCAAUUCAGUUGCUGGUGUGUCAUUAGCUGCAGCAAUCAUGUCUCUAAGUUACUCAACCAUAGCCUGGGCGGGCAGUCUGAGUCAUGGUCAGAUCGAUAAUGUCAGCUAUGAGUACAAGAACACGAGUCCAACUGAUUUCAUGUUUCGAGUCUUUAAUGCACUGGGUCAAAUUUCAUUUGCAUUUGCUGGCCAUGCAGUUGCCCUUGAAAUCCAGGCCACAAUUCCAUCCACUCCGGAAAGGCCUUCAAAAAUCCCCAUGUGGAAAGGUGCGGUUGGAGCCUAUUUCAUAAAUGCUAUAUGCUAUUUCCCUGUAGCCAUGAUAGGGUACUGGGCAUUCGGGCAAGAUGUUGAUGAUAACGUGCUCAUGGCUCUCAAGAAACCUGCAUGGCUCAUUGCCUCUGCAAACUUGAUGGUGGUUGUUCAUGUUAUUGGAAGCUACCAGGUUUAUGCUAUGCCUGUGUUUGACUUGCUGGAGAGGAUGAUCAUGAAAAGGCUGAACUUCCCACCAGGAAUUGCACUGAGACUCAUAACUCGAUCUGGUUAUGUAGAUAGUAACUUCAACUACUGUCUGCUAAUGAUUGAAACCUGCCUGCCUGUUGGAAUCCUUGCAGCGUUCACCCUGUUCGUAGGAGUUACUUUCCCUUUCUUCGGAGAUCUUCUGGGCUUCUUUGGUGGAUUUGGUUUCGCUCCCACUUCAUAUUUUCUUCCCAGCAUAAUUUGGUUGAUCAUCAAGAAACCAAAGAGAUUCGGCCUCAAAUGGUUCACCAACUGGAGCUGCAUAUUCAUUGGACUGUUCAUCAUGAUGGCAUCAGCAAUUGGUGGCUUAAGGAAUAUCAUCACUGAUGCUUCAACAUAUAGUUUUUACGCAUGACUGUAAUCAAACUCAAUUAGCAGAGACUUGCUUUUCCUAGUGAUUUAUUAUCUUGUAAGGUUAUGCAUUUAUCUUGAGCAAGCAGUAGCAUAUAAAGAUGGAAACAAUAUUCCAAAUGUACCUUUACCCAAUUUCUCUUCAAACUUCAAUUCCCUCUCAUCAGUUCUCUUUGAAUGUGGAAUUGCAAGCAAAUGAAAGAAAGUGUUUGAAGACAA